Molecule: messenger RNA, 1040 nt
Organism: Homalodisca vitripennis (glassy-winged sharpshooter)
Lineage: Eukaryota; Metazoa; Arthropoda; Insecta; Hemiptera; Cicadellidae
Product: PEST proteolytic signal-containing nuclear protein-like
Exons: 4
Coding region: 409-852 (147 amino acids)
Biological process (GO): protein ubiquitination; proteasome-mediated ubiquitin-dependent protein catabolic process
Cellular component (GO): nucleus
Source: RefSeq, a predicted model, not a curated record
UUGAUUGGUCUUUCAUAGUUGUAAGUUCUGCCGCCGACUGCUUUCUGCUCGAGAAUUUUCUCAAGUUGAAGUCGUUAUUCGAUUUGUUGUAGGGUUAUUGUCAUCCACUUAUUCUGUGGUUAUGUACAAGUUAGAUUCUGAAGCAGAUUAGUUACGAGUACAUUUGCGGAGUGUUUCUAAAUAAAUGUAUGAACAUAUUCCUUAAACAACUGCUUGUUUAAAAUUUGUGUAAUGAUCUAAAAGCUAUAUUGUUUUGUAGUGGAAAUUCUUGUUUGAUACUAACAAACAAAUAUUUUUUUCUAUUUCAGGAAGUGAUAAGUGGAAAUUUACUAAGUAGUAGACUAGGCUAAAUUCUAUGAAAAUUACUUCAGUAAUCACUGAAGCUGAACAAGCCAAACAAUAAAAAAAAUGUCAACCAAACGAAAUUAUGAAGGGCCAGAUGAUGAGGAGAAGAAAAAUGAGGAGACUGAGCAAUCCGAAGACCAAAACAAAAGGCAAAAGAUGACUUUUGGAUUCACAAAAACCACACCAAAGAUAUCAAAAGGAAUUAACAUUAAUAAACCUGUGAAAGGAAUCAAUAUGAAGCUGGAAUCCCAGAAUAAAGUUACCCAAUUAAAGAAGCCAUUGAAGAGUGUUUUCAAUGAUGAGAGCGAUGAAAGUGAAGAAGAAAUGCCACCAGAAGCCAAAAUGAGAAUGAGAAAUAUUGGAAGGGAAACUCCAACUUCCGCCGGACCUAACUCAUUUGGCAAGACUAAACAGGGGUUCUGUGAUGCAAAGAAGGUGUUUGAAAAAAAUUUAAAGAAGGCAGCAUUAGAAAACUCUGGGGAUGAAGAUUCAAAGAAAAAUACUUGAAAUAAUAAAUUGAAGAAUGUUUUUUAUACUGUACCUUAUAUUUUUAAGAAGUUAUUUUUAACAAUUGUUAGUUGCAAAUUUUUUAUUUUAAGGCUGCAGUGCAUAAAUUCAUGAAUCUUAGUUAGUUUGUUACUAAGAAAGUUAUUUUCAUGUUUUAAAUGUAAUAAAUUUACAUGAUAUUAUGUUAA